Messenger RNA from Leptopilina heterotoma, 1285 nucleotides. RefSeq lists its product as uncharacterized. The transcript has 4 exons. The record is from RefSeq and is a predicted model, not a curated record. NCBI's taxonomy places the organism in Eukaryota, Metazoa, Arthropoda, Insecta, Hymenoptera, Figitidae. Bases 706 to 1266 code for a protein of 186 amino acids.
AAACAGCGUUUUGCGUUGCGUCGUAAUGGGAAAGAAAAAGACGCAAAUAUACGUUUGCUGCAUUCUCUCUCAUUACAACGCAACGCAAAACGCUGCCAUGGGACUGCGGCCUGAGAGUGCAGUCGCAUGGUGGUAGAAUAGUAAAAUAGUGGAACAGCUUUGACCAAUCAAAGGAUUUGAUUUUUUUAAACACUUAUUCUGAUUGGUCAAAUCAAUUACACUAUUCCAUAAUUCUACCAGCAUGGGACUGCACCGUAACCAGUGUUGGGAAGUGACGCGUCACUCGAGGUUUUUGACGUAAAAUACUUGGUUUUUUACAUAGGUAAAAUACGUAUUUUACCCCCCUCCCCCAAAAAAUACAUUGUGUAUGAAACUUUUGAAGUAAAAUACGAGGUUUUUUUUUCUGUAAAAAUCCAUGUAAUUUACCUGAGGUAUUUUACGCGCCCAACCCUGACCGUAACUGCAAGAUGUUUAGACUGGGAUGUGUGCGCAUUGUGUUAACUAUUAUCCUUUUAAAUUAUUUGAUGCUAAUUAGACAUAACAAAUGCAUUUGCAAUUCAUUGUAAAAACACGCGAUCUCGACAUUUUUUGAUACUACCAACCCUACGAACUGAAGUGUAAAUGCACCCUAAAAAAUAAGUAUAUUAUUUGUCCAGCCCUGCUAAAAUUCUUUAUUCGAAGAUACUGUUUUGCAAAGAAAACAAAAUGGCUCCAAAGACAAGAGGAGGUGUUAAUAAUACACAGCAAGUGCCUAUGCAAGCUGAUGUCGACAGUAAUGAACAAUCUUCUCCAAAGCCUUUGCGCGGCCGUGCACGCGGUCGUCCUCGUGGACGUCCUCGCAGUCAAUCCUCUAACCGUGAGGUUAUUAAUAAAGCGGUAAACAGUGAAAGUAAUGAAGUUGCAGAAAUUCCUCCCAAACUACGAAAUGAUAUAUAUUCUGUUGUGGAAACUGCUGUAACAGCAGCAAUGACUGCAUAUACAGCCAGAGGCAAUAGUAAUCAACAAACUUACAGAUCUCCUAUACACCAAAGAGGAAAUCGUCGAGGCCUCAACGGAAGUCAUCGUUCCCGCAUUCAACACGGUGUCCGUCAACGGGGUUUCAGGCAUCGUGGUUUAAAUCAACGCGGUAAUAAUUAUCGGGGUGUCGGUCGUGGAGCUCAUCGAGGUGGCAACCAUCGUGGUUUUAUUUAUCGAGGAAAUUAUUAUCGCCGUGGAAAUUAUCGUGGUGGCUUUUACCGUAGUGGUUCAGGUUAUAAUGACUUUUAAGUAAAAAUGUAUUUUACUA